AUCUAUUCGUCGAAGUCGAGUUCUCUAUAAUCAACAAAAACUUGGCAAGUGGCGAGAUCCAAGAUCGUCCUGUGCUUAUGACGGAAGUUAGAUACAGGGGCGGCUGUUGUACCCCGUUGAACAUAUUCUCCGCCCUCACAUGUCCAGGUAAAGCUACUACGUAUGGUACUUUAAGUUAGUUAGGUACCUAGUUGGCGCGGGCUUAGCGGACGUAACGGACAUAGCGUUGUGCCAGGAGUUUCGUUUAAUGCCUGGCCGACAACGAUGGCCGAGUUCAAAACUGUUCAUUAGAAGAGAUUCCUACUCUUAUCAAGACAUUGUACGAACCUCGCUUGUGCCUAUAUCACCACACUAAGGCAGGGGUCUCGGUGAGAAGAACAGACGCCGGCACGAUAACACCAUCACGACAACGUCAACACCAUCACGAUAGCGACGGCACCAUGGCGUCGUACCUCAUCACUGGAGCCAGCCGUGGCCUAGGGUUUGAGAUGGUGAAAGCAUUGCUGCAGAAGCCCGCCAGCGAGGUUUCCACCGUCUUCGCCGCUAUCCGCAGUGUCCCUCCUCCGGCUCUGGAGGAAGUCAUUGCUCAGUCACAGGGUCGCGUGGUGGUGGUGAAGCUCGAGGUAUCAGACGAGGCCAGCAUUGCCGCCGCCGCAAACGACGUCAGAGACAAGCUGGCUGGCCGUGGGCUCGACGUCCUCAUCAACAAUGCUGCCAUUGCGAGCAUGACGCCCACCCCUCUGACCGCGGCAACAACCUUGCAGAACGCGUUCAAGGUCAAUGUCGAUGCUGUCCACCGGAUAACCGUGGCAUUCCUUCCGUUACUGAGAGAAGGCACCAAGAAAACAGUGCUGAAUGUGAGCUCGAUUGUCGGAUCAAUUACACACACCAAGAGAUUCAUGAUCUCUCCUGACCAUGGCUAUCGUGUCUCCAAGGCCGCACUCAAUUGCCUGACGUCCAUCUUCGCCUGCGAAUUAGAGGACGAAGGCUUUACCUUUGUCGCUGUCUCUCCCGGUUGGUGUCGAACGGACCAGGGUGGACAAUACGCAGACCUCGAUGCCCAAACCGGCGGAGUGGCGCUGCUUGAGGUGCUCGACAAGGACAGGUCCGAGCUGAAUGGGAAGUUUGUGAAUAUCAAGGUAGCCGGCUGGGAGAAUGCUACUGGACUCCACCAGUAUGACGGCGCGGAGAUUCCAUGGUAGGAGAAGUAAUAAAUCCUUCUGUACCAACGCCCUUCGUGUGAUAGACCCGCGUCUUGGAUUGGUCUGAGUCUGGCGAGCUCCCCGUGUGCAUCGGUAUCAAGAGCUAGAAUCCCGAUACCGACAUUACGCAAGCCAGAUCAACCGAUCUAUCUUAUCUUGCGUAUGGUACGAGUAAAGGCUGAAUAUUUUCCUA
Emericellopsis atlantica is the source of this 1395-nucleotide messenger RNA. RefSeq lists its product as uncharacterized. The transcript has 3 exons. The coding region runs from base 441 to 1202 and encodes 253 amino acids. Lineage: Eukaryota; Fungi; Ascomycota; Sordariomycetes; Hypocreales; Bionectriaceae. The record is from RefSeq and is a predicted model, not a curated record. Gene Ontology annotation, molecular function: oxidoreductase activity, acting on the CH-OH group of donors, NAD or NADP as acceptor.